Molecule: messenger RNA, 1278 nt
Organism: Mercurialis annua (annual mercury)
Lineage: Eukaryota; Viridiplantae; Streptophyta; Magnoliopsida; Malpighiales; Euphorbiaceae
Product: F-box protein CPR1-like
Exons: 1
Coding region: 1-1278 (425 amino acids)
Molecular function (GO): protein binding
Source: RefSeq, a predicted model, not a curated record
AUGUUAGAGCUACCAUUUGAUAUCAUGAGUCACAUACUAAAGUUUUUACCUGUGAGGGAUCUCCUUCGCUUCAGGUGCUUAUCAAAAUCAUAUUGUUCUUUAAUCGACAGUCGCGAUUUCAUAAACUACCAUCUAUCUCAAUCUAAUAAUUUAAACACCAAUCGUAGCCUCAUCAUUGCUCAAUCAUUCUAUAAACACAAAAAUCUUAAGAGUAGUACUAAAAUCUAUUCAAUGAAUUUAGAUUCUGCAUACCCCCACCUAGUGGAAUAUGAUCAACCUCUGUCUGUGUAUUCUGAGAGUCUUCCUCAUAAUACUAUUCCUGAUUAUGAUUAUAAAGAUCAGUUGCAAAAUAAUUUUUCCAUAGUCGGUUCUUGCAAUGGCUUAAUCGCGUUCUACCAUCCUGAACACGGCAUGUUACUGUGGAAUCCUUCAACCAAAAAGCAACAAAAUCUACCCGAUUUUUGGGGACUACACGAAGUUAUUGGAUCUGUUUAUCUUCUUAUUCAUGGAUUCGGCUAUGAUCCUGUCAGCGACGAUUACAAGGUCAUCAGGGUCUGGAAAAUCAUCAGCGGGAGGCGAAAAGAAUUGAGAGUUAUGGUUUAUAGCGUAAAACAUAAUUCUCGUAGAACGAUCGAGGAGGACUUCCCUUAUGAUGUAAUGAGUCGUUGCAGUACUCUUGUCGGUUCUUAUUUGCACUGGAUUGUUACCAAACCGGAUGAUUGUAGGUGGAUCGUUGCUUUCAAUAUGGAAGACGAAAAAUUCCAUAAGGUGCCAAGUCCUGAUCUAAAGUAUGAGGAUUAUGGGCUUAUGGAAUUAGCCGCAGUAGGAGGAUGCCUUAGUAUGUGCAUGGAUGCCCGUCGUGACUCUUUAUUGGAGAUUUGGGUGAUGAAAGAGUAUGGAAUGAGGGACUCGUGGAUUAGAAUAGUCUCCGUAGAUAAAGCGAAUUUUAGUCGUUAUACUCCAUCACGGGUUAAGCUAAUUGGGUGUUCAAAAACUGGCGAUAAACUCUUAUUUGAUGUCGAAGGCUACGAGUUAUGGGAGUAUGACCUACAAAAGGAGGAGGAGAAGGAGGAAACAUCUCAACAUUCGCAAAAUCAUAUAUACAGAUGGAAGCAAUGUUCUCCCUACAAACAUGUUCGGGGAACUGAGAAAUGGAAGCAACGCCUUUCCAACAAACGUGUCCGGAGGAUUGAGAUGUUAAAAGGUAAACUCAUCAUCUGGGAAUAUUCAUUUAUUUGUGUAAGAAGCCUUGUUCCGGUCAAUCUUCAUGUUGAUUAA